AUGAAGAGAUUUUUUGGAAGUCUCAAGGGCAGGGGUUCUCAAAGACGGCCCAACCAGAAUCGCGAGCAAUGGGCCUCGAGCGGUUCAUAUGCUGGGCCUAGCCAGUCCGUUUGGGAAGAUGAAGAGAGCAAUGACCUACCCCCCCCUUCUUAUGCUUCGCUCGGAUCGGCUCCCUCUUCAGCUGGCCCGUCCGACUCCAAGGCUCCAUCUAAUCCAUAUGACUCUAAAGCUCCGGCCAACCCGUUUGACUCCCCGGACGAUCUGAUUGCCGAACCUCAAGUUCCGGAGCAUUUGCAGAAAUACUCGAAUGGCGAAGAUCCGUUUGCAUUUCUGUCACAUUUCGACACCGUCUUCCUCAUCGAUGACUCCGGCUCCAUGGAAGGCAAGUCCUGGAAUGAGGCAGCCGACGUCCUCCGAGCCAUCACGCCAAUUUGCACCUUCCACGACAAGGACGGCAUCGACUUGUAUUUUUUGAACCAUAGAUCAAGCAAAAAGCAACCCGAAGGCAAAGGACAAUACGGGUACUACAAUAUCGAAACUCCCGAAGAGAUCACGGAAAUAUUCAAAACUGUUCAGCCCAACAACGGUACGCCUACCGGCGCGAGGCUGCGGACUAUCCUUCGACCUUAUGUUCUUGGCUUGCCAACUCCCAAAGAUAAAUUCAGGAAUAUCGAUGAUGUUAAGCCAAUCAACAUCAUCGUCAUCACCGACGGCGCACCUUCAGACGACCCAGACGCUGUCAUCAGAAAAUACGCAAAGGAUCUCGAUGAACUUGACGCUCCAGUGCACCAAGUCGGCAUCCAGUUCUUUCAAGUUGGGAGCUUGCCUGGCGCCGCAGAGGCGUUGCAACAUCUAGAUGACCUCUUUGGAUCCUCGAGCGAUGUCCGGGACAUGGUGGACACGGUCAGCUGGGAUGCCAACCCCAGUAGGCGAUUCCGUCCCAGGACCCUUUCUGCAGACACCAUCCUCAAGGUAGUUCUCGGAGCGGUUAUUCGCCGCUUGGAUAAGCUGCCCGCUGUGAAGAAGUCCUAA
Trichoderma aggressivum f. europaeum is the source of this 1032-nucleotide messenger RNA. RefSeq lists its product as uncharacterized. The coding region runs from base 1 to 1032 and encodes 343 amino acids. The transcript is spliced from 2 exons. Lineage: Eukaryota; Fungi; Ascomycota; Sordariomycetes; Hypocreales; Hypocreaceae. The record is from RefSeq and is a predicted model, not a curated record.